Colias croceus (clouded yellow) is the source of this 2138-nucleotide messenger RNA. Its product is annotated as zinc finger MYM-type protein 1-like. Lineage: Eukaryota; Metazoa; Arthropoda; Insecta; Lepidoptera; Pieridae. The transcript is spliced from 3 exons. Gene Ontology annotation, molecular function: protein dimerization activity. The record is from RefSeq and is a predicted model, not a curated record. The coding region runs from base 317 to 2104 and encodes 595 amino acids.
UAUAAUUCUCAAUAAUUAUAAUGUGGCGUUCAUUAAAAAGUGUGUUAAAACGUUACAAAUUCGGCUUGAAUUGAAAGCUAAGGGACCUCCACGGCCUGAACUUGACCUUACAAAAAAAUGUACGACAAAAACGAAAACAUAUACGCGUGUGUUUAAAUCCGAACAAUAUGUGAAAACACCGUGGUUGUGUGGUUGUGAUGAAAGCAACAAACUAUUUUGUUUCCCGUGUCUUUUAUUUGAAGCGGGCGCGGCCGGUGGAGGUGGGAGUGCUUGGACUGAAACGGGUGUUGACGACCUAGCUCAUCUUUCAAUCAAGAUGAAAAAACAUUCAGAAUCUCGGAACCAUUUGUUGAAUGAACUGGAGUUGGCGUCUAUCGGACGACAAGACAUUCGUAAAGCACUAGAUUCCGCGUACCGAGAGUCAAUACGCGAGUUCAAUGACCGUGUCGAUGAAAACAGACAUAUUUUACGAAGGUUAAUAGAUUGUGUCCUAUUUUGUGGUGCAUUUCAAUUUGCUUUAAGGGGGCAUGAUGAGUCUUCGGAAUCCCUGAAUCCCGGAAUCUAUAGAGGGUUGGUAGAUUUUGUAACCGAUAUUGAUUUAGCCAUGAAGCAACAUUUAACCAACAAAUCCGUCUUUAAAGGUACGUCAAAAUCAAUUCAAAACGAUAUUUUAGACGCGAUUUACGAGGUUUGCAUAUGUGAAAUACAACAACAAAUUAAAAAAUCAAACUUUGUUGCCAUUCAGGCAGAUGAGACUACCGAUUGUUCUACAAUUCAACAGUUAGUGUUCAUUGUGAGAUAUGUACAUGAUGGUAAAAUAUAUGAGAGAUUUAUAAAAUAUUUGCAACCUAAAGGGCACACGGCAGACAUAUUAGCGGCAGAAAUACUGAAUGAGCUGGAUUCGUUAAAUAUCGAUAAAAAUAAAUUAAUUGGUCAAUGUUACGACGGAGCUUCAGUUAUGAGUGGAAAUUCAAAUGGUGUGCAGAAAAUCGUAAGAGAUAUGUACCCAUAUGCAUAUUAUGUGCACUGUUAUGCACACCAACUCAAUCUGAUAUUAGAAAGGGGGGCAUCGAUUAAUAAUACGAUAAGAAGUUUUUUUUGCAACCUACACGCGUUUCCGUCGUUUUUUACGCGUUCGCCGAAACGAUCGGAAUUUCUAAAAGAAAUCGUGAACCGCAGGAUACCAGCCGCCCCACAGACUAGAUGGAAUUAUAAUACACGGACAAUGAUAAUUAUAAAUGACAACGUAGAGCCCCUGAAAGAGUGCAUGCAAGCCAUCAUGGAUUUGCCAAACAGUGAUUCGAAUACAUUUAACCAAGCUCAAUCGCUCCUAUCAUACUUAAAUAAUGACGACUUCCUGUAUUGGCUUGAUUUCUUCGCAACACUGAUGCCUCAUUGUGAAACUCUGUUUAAUUUUUUACAGACCCGAUAUAUUGACUCUACAAAAGUUACUAACGAAGUCAGCCGAUUUGAAAAAACAGUAAGCGAGUUAAGUAACGCAGCGCCGCGGCCGCCGACUCCGCCAACGAAAAAACGCCGACCGAAUAAUGUCAGUCAUUCGGCAAUGCGUAAAGAAAUAUGUGACGUAGUUAGGAUGCAAAUAAAAGAAAGAUGUAUGUACACUGACCAUCUUUUGGCGUCAAAACUUUUUUUUACGGACAAUUUCGAAAACUACAACCAAAACUUUCCGGAAGAAGAUUUCAAAAAAGUGGUUAAGACAUAUGAUUUUUUAGAAAACUCAAAACUUAAAAACGAGCUGGUGGUUAUUUACAGCAGGGAAGAUUUCCAUAACGCUGAUGGUGCGAUAGCUUUACUGCAAUACUUCAUAGAGUUCAACCUGGAGUCAGUUUUUGUCGAAAGUAUUAAAUUAUUAAAAUUAAUUUGUACAAUACCGAUGACCUCGGUCGAAAGUGAGCGCUGCUUUUCCACCUUAAAUAAAGUGAAAACUUUUACGCGUAAUAGCAUGACACAGGACCGUUUAAAUGCAUUGUGCAUGAUAUCAAUAGAAAAACGACUGAUUAAUCAGAUAUCUGAUUUUCACAAAAAAGUUAUAGAUAUUUUUGCACACCAAAAAAAUAGACGUAUGCAUUUCCUUUAUAAGUAAUUUUUUAAUAAAUUGUACUGCUUUACACCAUGUA